GGUUAACCUUGUUCUUGGUGUCUCCGGUUCACUGACCCCAACUGUUUGAUCGGGUCAGAGUCACUGAGACCUGCGAGUGUCAACAAGUCACUGAACUGGAGCGACUGCCUGUUUCCCAAACCUGUUUUUAGUCCCAUGGUACCCACAUGCACGCCUGCCACCUUUUGCUCUUUGCACCGUUCGUCUUUAUUUCUGGUCUGUUCAGUAGUGUGUCCACGACCUCCGUUCUCCAUCGAGCUGGACUGAACCUCGGAUUUGAAGUCGGAACGCGAUGUGGCGGCACCUGGCUGUGGUUUUGGUGGUUUGGACAUGGAUGGGCUCGGCCAUCAUCAGGGUCCCCCUGAGGCGGGUCCCGUCCAUCCGGACCCAGCUCCGCGCCGUCGGGGGGCUGGAGGAGUUUCUGGAGCAUCAUCGCCCUGACGUGUACGACCGGCGCUACGCUCAGUGCUUCCCACCGGGCUCAGCGUCGCUGAGGCUCAGCCGCUCCAGCGAGAAGCUCUACAACUUCAUGGACGCCCAGUAUUACGGCGACGUCGGCCUGGGGACGCCGAUGCAGAACUUCUCUGUGAUCUUCGAUACGGGCUCCUCCGACCUCUGGGUGCCGUCGUCCUACUGCGUCAGCCAGGCCUGCGCGUCACACAAGCAUUUCCGAGCUUUCGAGUCGACGUCGUUCCAUCAUGACGGUCGGAGGUUUGGCAUCCGCUACGGCUCCGGGAACCUGCUGGGAAUCAUGGGCCGAGACACGCUGCAGGUGGCCGGUCUGGCAGCUCUGAACCAGGAGUUUGGGGAGUCGGUGUACGAGCCCAGUGCGGCGUUUGUGAUGGCCAGGUUCGACGGCGUUCUGGGGAUGGGCUACCCGGCGCUCGCGGAGAUCGGGGGCAAACCUGUGUUUGACAACAUGAUGGCGCAGAACCUAUUGGACGAGCCGGUGUUUUCCUUCUACCUCAGCAGGAAGGCCAACAGCAGCCUGGAGGGAGAGGUGCUGCUGGGAGGGAUAGACCCCACGCUGUUCAGCGGCGCCAUCCACUGGCUGCCGGUGACCAACAAGGCCUACUGGCAGAUUGGGCUGGACAGGGUGGAGGUGCAGGGGGCCGCGCUGCUCUGCCUUCACGGCUGCCAGGCCAUCGUGGACACAGGAACCUCCCUCAUCGCGGGGCCGUCCGGAGACAUCCUCGUCCUCCAGCAGCACAUCGGAGCCACGCCAACGAACAAUGGCGAGUACUUUGUGGACUGCGCCCGCUUGUCCAGUUUACCCCAGGUGACCUUCGUACUGGGAGGAGCGGCGUACUCCCUCUCUGCCCAGGACUACGUUCAUAAGGAGGUGUCUGCAGGCAGGGAGCUGUGCAUCAGCGGCUUCCAGGCCGUGGACAUGGUCUCCCACCACGGCCCCCUGUGGAUUCUGGGAGAUGUUUUCCUGAGGCAGUACUACAGCGUCUUCGACCGAGGCCAGGACCGCGUCGGCCUCGCGCCCGCCAAGCACGCCGACGAGCCCUGAGGGCUGUUCAAAGCCG
This is a messenger RNA of Betta splendens (Siamese fighting fish), 1511 nucleotides long. It is a transcript of the gene nots, whose product is annotated as nothepsin. The transcript is spliced from 10 exons. The record is from RefSeq and is a predicted model, not a curated record. Gene Ontology annotation, molecular function: aspartic-type endopeptidase activity. NCBI's taxonomy places the organism in Eukaryota, Metazoa, Chordata, Actinopteri, Anabantiformes, Osphronemidae. The coding region runs from base 272 to 1495 and encodes 407 amino acids. Gene Ontology annotation, biological process: proteolysis.